GAGUGGACAUCAAUUCAACUACCGUUGCGUAGAUUUGCGUAGAUACUCUUCUGCCGCUCACUUUUACAACUUGGGUGUUGACGAGGGUCUAUUUAAGGUGAAUGUCUGGUGUCUUAUCAAAAUACAGAGUACACGACACCUCUCCUGCCUGAUCAACCUCUACUCAUUUGUAAUUAUGGCUUCAAAAAUCGAAGACGAUACUAAUGGAACACCUCAAGCUUCUUCCUUAUCGAGUAAAAAUUCUUCUAAACCGAACGCAUUUACCGAAUUAAUGUCAAGUUCUCGACCCAAACGCCCUAAUUCCUCCCCGACAUCUUCCCCCCCUCCCAAAAAGAUUGCGAAUUCAAAUCCUUUCCAUUUUGGUCGAGCGGGCCUUGGAGCUUACUUAUCAGACCCCUCAUCACAUCCUGCAUCACGCGUGAUCUAUCACAACUCUUCAUUCGUAGCGAUUCACGACCUUUACCCUAAAUCCUCAGUUCAUGCCCUUCUAAUUCCACGAGAGGAGAGGUGGAAUGGUAUGCACCCGAAAAUCGCAUUAUCCAACCCCGAAUUUCUUGAAAUGGUGAGACCAGAAGCAGAAAGGCUGAAAGGAAUAGUUGCGUCAGAAUUGCGUCGGAAAUAUGGAGCGGAAUCUGCAGAAGAUUUUCAAAGACAAAGGAUACUUAACGGAGAAGUCAAUCUGGAUGAUGAUGCUGAAAUGCCAGAAGGUAGGGAUUGGGAAAAGGAUGUUGUCAUUGGAAUACAUAUGCACCCAUCUAUGGAUCAUCUUCAUAUUCAUGUUCUUUCCGUGGAUCGUUAUUCUUCAUGUUUGAAGAAGCGGAAACAUUAUAAUUCAUUUGCUACACCUUUCUUCGUCAAUUUAUCAGAGUUUCCUUUGUCUGAGGAGAGAAAAGAAGCUCUCGAUAGGAGAGGGCAAGGCAAAGCAUGGCUAGAAGAAAAUUUGAAAUGUUGGAGAUGUAGUAUGCAAUUUGGAAAUAAAUUUUCCAAGUUAAAGGACCAUUUGGAGUUGGAGUUUGAUGAAUGGAAAAAGAAAUAAAGGUCAUGCAAAACCACUAUGCCUAUUUCCAUCAUUCACUUAAGUUCAUGAUUAGAUUACACGGAGAGCAAAAUAAUCA
Botrytis cinerea B05.10 is the source of this 1115-nucleotide messenger RNA. RefSeq names its product Bchnt3 (gene Bchnt3). The transcript has 2 exons. NCBI's taxonomy places the organism in Eukaryota, Fungi, Ascomycota, Leotiomycetes, Helotiales, Sclerotiniaceae. Gene Ontology annotation, cellular component: nucleus. Gene Ontology annotation, biological process: single strand break repair; double-strand break repair. The coding region runs from base 176 to 1036 and encodes 286 amino acids. The record is from RefSeq and is a predicted model, not a curated record. Gene Ontology annotation, molecular function: DNA 5'-adenosine monophosphate hydrolase activity; single-strand break-containing DNA binding; double-stranded RNA binding.